Asparagus officinalis (garden asparagus) is the source of this 860-nucleotide messenger RNA. Its product is annotated as 50S ribosomal protein HLP, mitochondrial-like. Lineage: Eukaryota; Viridiplantae; Streptophyta; Magnoliopsida; Asparagales; Asparagaceae. Gene Ontology annotation, molecular function: structural constituent of ribosome; large ribosomal subunit rRNA binding. Gene Ontology annotation, cellular component: ribosome; mitochondrial large ribosomal subunit. The record is from RefSeq and is a predicted model, not a curated record. Gene Ontology annotation, biological process: translation.
CUAGAGAGAAUCAAAAAUUGAAGACGGCGGAUCGAUCACUGGGGACUCUCUCUCUCUCUCUCUCAUCAAACCCAUAUUUUUUUUAUCCUAAACCAAAAAUUAUGUAACAAUAUUACAGUUAAGGUUUGGGAUUAGCGGCAUAUCUCCUGCUGUAGAAAAUGUUUGCAGGUUUUAGAAGAAAAGGGUUGGCCGUUGGUCGCUCGUUAUUGGGAGGCCUCAGCAACAAUAUGUUGGGAGCAAUCACAACUCCCCUUGAGAUUUCGUCCAGGCUGAGUGAGAGCAACCUUUUCCUUCAGCAACACAGGACCUUCAUUCAGAUGAGGACCAACCUGAAAGUGGUGGACAAUUCUGGCGCCAAGAGAGUAAUGUGCAUACAAUCUAGACUGGGGGACACCAUUGUUUGCUCAGUGAAAGAAGCACAACCGCGUGGUAAGGUAAAGAGUGGAGAGGUUCACUACGCCGUGGUGGUUCGUGCGGCAAUGCAGAGAGGACGAUGUGAUGGCAGCGAGAUCAAGUUUGAUGACAAUGCAGUGGUUCUUGUUAACAAGCAGGGAGAGCCUAUUGGGACCCGAGUUUUUGGGCCUGUGCCUCAUGAACUCAGGAAGAAGAAGCAUGUCAAGAUUCUAACUUUGGCCGAGCACAUUGCUUGAAACUUGUAUUUUCGGAGUUUUCCUAUAGUUGCUCAGUCAAGGAUAAGUUUUUCUUCUGAAGCCUAGAUUGUGCCCUUGUUCAGGCCGUCAUUAUCUUUUUGCUUUGUUCCAUCUCUGUUGUGGUUAAUAAUAGUACAAGUUUACUCCGAUCGAUUGUCAGUAACUUGAGCAUUUAUCUGCAGUUAUUAUAGAGCAUCAGAAUUUUGAAAA